UCCCCAGACACCCCAUGAUCAAUCUGGUAUUGUUAAGCUUUUAUUACACCUGUUCUAUGGCACGUGCAUGUUAAUGUGCUGUUAAUGAAUCAACGGGGACUUUUUUUAAUAAAAAUGAGGGAAUUUUUAUUUGUCCGCAGCACGAGCUCUUUGUAUAUAGCGCUAAAGCAAGCCAGUCAUUAGAAGAAAGGAUCGAAAGUGGAAGAGCAAGAACUUUAAACAUAAUGUCGGACAUGAAGCCGAUUAAUUCUAUAUUUUGUUCAUUUUUAGUUUGUUUUAUGUUAAAUGUAGUUAGCGGACUCAACGCUAUUCCUAGACAGCCUGUAUCAAAAGAAAAUUGUCAGCCAAUCCUGGAGUAUUAUGAUGAGGGAAUAGGCCGAUGUGCCAGAUGUAAGGCCGAGUACGACUACGCCAGAAACGCAAACGUCAGCAUAAUCAAGGCUUGUGAAAUCUUUGCCACCGCCUGCAUCACCCAUCACUGCCCUUCCCUCUGUGACCCAGAGGUUUCGACUCCAUCAAGGCCCACCGAAGUUCCUUCGACCCAGGCGGAGACGGUGUCUGGGGGACCAGCUGCCUCUGGUCAAAAUAUUACAAUUCCACAGUCCAAAGCAUGUAGUCGGAACGAAAUGUUGACCAUGACUCACGUGUUAAUUUUCUCGGCAGGGUUUUUCGGGGGACUUGUGCUUGCACUUGCAGCUGUAGCCGUGAUAAUCUUUUUGCGGAGAAAAAAAGCAAACGUGUGUGGUCCCAGGUGUCACAGACGCGGCCAUCAGCGGUGUCGUCCUCAGAUCUUAGCAGUGACAACUGACCAUCAAGUCCCCCAGUCUCACGAGAUGACCACACCAAUGAUUCCAGUCAAAGAGCAGACCACGCCCAUGAUGCCAGUCACAGAAAAGAAUGAGUGACAGUGAUGAAUCCAGAUUAUAAAAGGGGAGGGCCCGGCUGUGAUAGGGGAGCAACAUUCCAUAAACCAUUUUGUCUUGUCAUAGCUUCGUCAGCUUGAAAAUCAUGAUUUGAUCCAUAUUAGCUUAUGUUGUUAGUGUCUCCAUUUUUCAAGCAAAGCUAUCCUAGUGUAAAAUCUUUGUGAAAUGUUUUUAUUUCAUGUUGUCUGUGUUGCGGUGGUAUUUAAUCGCAGUGUACAUUUCUAUUCGCAUGUUUUUGUUGAGCUGAUGGGUCAUCCAUUUUCAUCAUUUUCACAAGUCUAUGUAGACUUUUUCAGAUUCCUCUCCCACAGACAGUACAA
Lingula anatina is the source of this 1243-nucleotide messenger RNA. RefSeq lists its product as uncharacterized. The record is from RefSeq and is a predicted model, not a curated record. Lineage: Eukaryota; Metazoa; Brachiopoda; Lingulata; Lingulida; Lingulidae.